GUUGAGUCCACUCUUCCUGAAGGAGGGGUGGAGGGACUGCAGGUGGACAGCAGAAUCAUCGGCCUCAUCUACACAGCCAAAAUGAACAAAAUGAAAAGAGACAGACCAAGGCAUCACAGAGUCAAAUCCUCAUCUUCACCUGUCAAGGAGGACACAAAACAGGGUCCAGAUGUAGAGACAGCACUGAAAGCAGUAGAAGAGGCUCUGUCUCAGGCCUCCGAGAACAUGGCCAAUCUGGACAACAUCCAUCAGACUCUGGUGAAAGGUCUGACGGUGCAGGUGAAGAGAGAGAAGGCCAGACUGCUGAUGGAGAUAGAUGAGGCUAUGGACAGGGCCUUCACCAUCCUCAAAAGAAGGAAGGGGGCGUUGGUGGCGGAGCUGACCAACAUGGAGCAGCACUUCCCGUCCAGCAGGAGGGAACUGGGCCGGGUGGAGGAGAGGAUGAGGGCCCUGGACACGGCCAUGCAGAAGGCCAAGCAGGUCGGACAGCACCCCUCCCUGGAGAGCUACUGCGACCUGGAGCAGUUGCUGGAGACCCUGCAGGCGCCUGUGGAUGUCCAGUUGUUUGACCUGAAGUGUCUGUCUCUGGGCUCUGGACUGAGCUGCAUAGCUCAGCAGGAUGCACUGGGCAGGAGUCUGAAGGCGUGUCUGAAGAUCAACAUUGGGAAUGCCAAGAUUCUGACAGAAGAGCCAAUCCACAGAGACAGAGGAGACCGAGAGAGGCCCCAGGAGCAGCAGGAGAGCCAAAGGAUGAUGAGGCCUCCCCCGCCCAGCACCAGAGAGCCUGUUCCCCCUCGCCAGGAGCAGGACAGCUUGAGGAUGACUAGGCAUACCCGGGGCCUCUCUCCCAACCCUGGCCCUCGCCCCUUCCCCAGCUCCAGCCCUGUCUCAGACUCCGGACCCAACGUCAUCAUAGAGGAGAUUAUAGAGGAGAUUGAACAAGGAGGAGAAGGGGAGGACGAAGUCAGUUUGAAAUCCUGCCAUCAAGUCACCACAGCCUCAUCCAAAACCACUGCAGCAGGGUUCUCAACUGGAGUUGUCCCAGCCCACCGGUCUGAGCUGCAGCAGGCCAGUGAGAGACAGAGAGCCCAGAGGAGCAACAAGAAGAUCCAGGAGGAGCUCCUCCAUGUCAGUCAGGGGAAAGUGUUCCAGGAGUGGGUGAUGGUGACCCAUGUGGUGAACCCUAACCACUUCUACAUCCGCCACGUGGCAGAGCAGAGGGCCUGUAUUCUGCUGUCCAAGAAGAUCAACUCCCUCUGCUCUGGAGAGAGAGGACUGUUCACAGCCAGCGACAUACUGGAGACUGGCUCCACAGUGUUUGUGAAGUGGAAGGAGGGGAUGUGGUGUCGGGCCACCCUGACAGAACUGUUCCAGAGAGGUCACCUGGACCCGGUCCGCAGCUGUCCUGUUCCCGAACUUCACCGUAUCAGAGUCUACUUCCAGGACUACGGCUUCUGCCAGGGAAUCGCCAUGCAGAGUGAGGAGGCAGGUCCAGACCUGUUCAUCAGGGACAUGAAUGAGCGUCUGAGAAGAGUGGACGUGGCCGGCCAAUCAGAAAUGAGCCGCUGGCUCCCUCAGGCUGUCAAGUGUUCCCUCAAGGACAUCGUGCCUGCGGACCUGACUAAAGGCUGGAGUGCGGAGGCCCAGGAUGAGUUUCGUCAUGUGGUGGGCUCAGCCUCAGUAGAGAUGCAGGUGUUUGGUCAGGAGAGAGAUGCUCUGCUGGUGGACCUGAAGAAAGCCCCCAUGGACAGCGGUUCCAGCAACAUGCCCAUGUCCCUCCGAGAGUACCUGGUCUUCCUCGAGCUCGCCAGGUUUUACUCUCCGGUGGCGUGGAAUGCCAAGACUGUGCCGUGUGGCAGGAGGCCUCUCCAGUUCUACCCUCCUGUCUUCCCUCGUACCAACGUAGAGCUCAAUGCUGUGGUGUCCCACAUAGACACACCCUCACACUUCUACAUCCAACUGGUUGACAACAUGGAGUUCCUGCUGCUGACAGCCAAGCUGCAGGAGUGUUACAGCUAUGACUGCCCCAGCAGGGGGACCAGAGGAGAGGACCAGGACCUGGAGGUCUACUGUCCUAUCCUGGAUCAGGCCUGUGUGGCACGCUUUGACGACAAGGUCUGGUACAGGGCCCAUGUCAUAGGUAUUCCCGGGGGCAGGAAGGUGGAAGUCCAGUUUGUAGACUUUGGCAACAAGAAGAUUCUGUCAGUCAACGACCUGAGGAAGAUCAAGGAUGAGUUCUUUGCCCUCCCAGCCAUGGCCAUCCAGUGCUACCUGGCUGAUGUGAUUCCUCUGGAAGAGGCUGAGAUGUGGAGCGACAUGUGUACAGAGAAGUUCAAGAGUCUUGCUGACCAGAGACUGGUGACCGCUGUGGCCACAGAGGCUGGUCGAAGGGGCAGGGGUCUGCCAGUCAGGCUGUUUGAGACCAGUGAUUCCAGCGAGCCGUUAGCAAACAUCGGAGAUCUGCUGGUCAAUGACCAGCUGGCCUGCUUCAAGAAGGGCAUCAAAUCUAAGGACACCCAGGCCCCGGUGGUAGACACCACAGUGUGGGACCCUCCAUUCGAGGGUCUUCUGGGUGAGUCUGAGCCAGCCCCUGCCUCGCUGGGCCAGGAGACCCCAGAGCAGGACCCCUUAGAGAUCCAGCCCUACCUGAUGCUGCCGGCCAACCUGAAGGACAUGAAGGUCCGGGUGACCCACGUGGUCUCACCCGGGAGCUUCUACGUCCAGCUGCUACAGAUGGACACCCAGCUCAAGAGGGUGUAUGAGUUGUUGAAGCAGGAGUAUGCCCGUACAGAGCCCGAGGAGAUGGAGUGGAAGGCAGACAUGUACUGUGCUGCCUACAACAACGGGGUCUGGGAGAGGGGCCAGCUCUGCUCUCCUGUUUCCCUCGGCUACAUUGCUGAGGUGGUACGCUGUGAUUUUGGCAACAAGGUGAAACUCCACGUGAACAACCUGAGACCACUGCUGCCCAGUCUGGUUGGCUGUCAGGUGCUGGAGUGUUCCCUCAGUGACAUUAGACCUGCGGGUGGUCGUUCCACCUGGACAGCCACAGCAUGUGAUUUCAUCUCCUACUACCUGACGGGAGCCAUGGCCAUCAUGACCAUCAAGGAGAACAAAGAGCAGCGUCCGGUGCCGGUCUCUCUGUACUGCUCCAACCGGGCCGGGCAAGACGUCAGCAUCGCAGACUUCCUGGUUAGUGAGGGCCUCGCCCUGAAAGAGAGGAAGCCACGAGCGUCCCCCAUGCCUAAACUAGAGGAGUUAUCAGACUCCAAGUUCAAGGGCCUUCAAAACAGGACACCUAACACAGAAAACCAGCCCACUGCCCCUAUGCCUCCCAAGCCGGCCCCCCGUACCAAGCCCUCCCCAGAGAAGGUGAAGACCCAUGCCUACUGCCCCCCUGAGCUGCCCCACUGUGGACGCACUCAGAUGACCAUCUCUGCCAUCGGAGAGGACGGACUCAUCCACGCCAUGACUCACCACGCAGGGCGCCAGUUUGAGCAGCUGCGGGAGCGUCUACAGCAGCACAUAAAGACCCUGCCCAGGCUGAAGCCCUAUACCUGGAAGAGUGUCCUGGGCUGUGCUGUCAUGGGCUCUGACAUGCUCUGGUACAGAGGGGAGGUGCUGGAGGUCAUCGGAGGUCACGUUAAGGUGCGCUACGUGGACCAGGGUCUAGUGGAGAACAUCCCAGUGUGUCACGUCUACCCCACGGUGCUGUGUGAGGACAUUCCCCAGCUCUGUAUGCCCUGCCAGCUGCACGGAGUCAUCCCUGUGGGCAGGACGUGGCAGUGGGAUGCUGUGGCUCUGCUGAAAGAGCUGCUGCUAAACCGCUGUGUGGACAUGCAGGUCAUGGAACUGCCUGAGGACCCUCUGGGCUGUCUGACAGUACAGAUCUCUCUGGAUGGCAUGACUCUAAGCAGAAUCAUGGUUCACCACCAACACGCCUCUGUAGACCAGGCUAUUGCAGCCACGCAGGAGGAGCUGGUGGUGUCAUCUCGCCUAGAUCUAGACGACUGGGACAUUGACACAGAGGGGUUGGAGGACCCAGAGCCAGUACUAAGGGUGUUCUCAUACCCAGACCUGCCUGAGAAAGGAGAACGCUUCCGGGUCAGGAUCAAACACCUCCGGACCCCCAACGAGGUGUUCCUGUACCCCUUAGAUGGCAGUAGUUGUGAGGAGUCUGGUGGGGAGAGUCUGGAGGAAGCUCUGAAGAGAGUCCAUGACAGGAUGGACCGUCUGGCCAUGCUCUCGGACUUCUCCAUUGAGGCCCCGUGUCUGGCAGAGUACAGUGAUGGGAAGUACUACCGGGCCAAGCUGCUGGGCUUCGCUGGCCUCAACCCUGUCAAGGUCCUGGUCAGACACGUGGACUUUGGCUCUGACGACACCCUGCCCACACACAAGCUGCGUCAGAUCCCGGCCCAUCUCCUGCGGUUCCCCUGUAAGGCCAUCAAGGUGCGGGUGGCGGGCUUCAGACCCCCCCGCCUCAACCUGGAGAAGGAGCGCCUGUCCUACCGGCCAGAGUGGAGCAUGAAGGCUGCCCUGGAGAUGAUCGACCUGCUGCACAGCUGCUGCACCGCAUCCGUUACCGCCACUGAACCUGAGCUGUCUGUGUUCCUGUAUGACGAGGAUGGAGCUCUGGUCUACCUGCCUCUGGUGGAGAAAGGACUGGCUGACUUUGACUGAGACACACUACAGCAAGAGAGAAAGAUAUCUGCUGUGAUGUGGACGGGUUCCCUGUUCGUUCUGCAUUGUGAGAGAAUGCUGCUUGAAUAUACAGUACAUGUAAAUCUUAACAUUGUUUUAUUUAAAGUUUAGAUGUUUAUUUAGCAGAAUGUAGCUUUAUUUU
Messenger RNA from Coregonus clupeaformis (lake whitefish), 4840 nucleotides. It is a transcript of the gene rnf17, whose product is annotated as ring finger protein 17. The record is from RefSeq and is a predicted model, not a curated record. NCBI's taxonomy places the organism in Eukaryota, Metazoa, Chordata, Actinopteri, Salmoniformes, Salmonidae.